GCCAACUGAGAGGAAUGGCUCUUACCAUUUUCUAUUCGUUUCCCCAAUCCCUCGCAUAGGUGACAAUCUACUGAGCAGAAGUCGGGCAAUGAACCAAUUUGUCAAGUGGAAAGGCAAAUUUCGGUUAGACCAAUUAAAGUGGACUUCCUCUAGAAGCUGCGAUCCUGAAUAUUCCUGUCGACCGGACUAAACCGAAACGGACCUUUCUAUUUGAUUUGAGUUUCGACCAAAAUUUCUGGAAGUUUUGGUACAUGUACUAUGGAAAGUAUUCCCAGCAAAUCCAUCAAAGAAGAUUUUGUUACAUUUUCACCUUUACACCUGUUUCUAAUUAAAGUAUAAUUGCGUUUGUUUUUAGCUGGUUCAUUUAGCGGGCAGAUGAGUGUCAUCCGGUCAGUGUCUGUCCCUCCAGCUACGCUGCCAGAAUCUUCACUGUCUGUCCAAAGACAGCCACCCAGUCAAUUCAUAAAAAAGUGGAAGCCAUUUGGUUAUAGAAAGCCCCGGCGAAAGAUUAAACACACGGCAGAAGAAAUGUCAAGCAAUUUAUCCGAACAAAUCGAGGAUCCAAAAGAUCAAUCCCGAAAGCGCACAAUAGAGGGGCAGUUGAAGAAUUUGGAAGAGUCCAGGAACAGUAACGCGAGCGGAUUAAUAAAGCAUGACUCUCCGAAAAAGAAGAAGAAAGACAAAGCAAAACAUGAAGUUGACUUGAUGCUGGUUAAAACUGAACCCAAUACAAAUGCUAGUUCUGAGAGCGCGGCAAGAAAUGGAGAAGAACGUUCAGAUUCUCCAAGAAAGAGGAAGGCGGAAAUGAGUGUAAAUGAGCAAAGGGAAGAAGAUUUAGCGCUUACAACGAGCAAGAAAAAGAGGAAGGUCAAAUCUGUAAGCUCGGACAUGAUAGUGAAACAAGAGCCAGUUAUGCCAGGCGAUAAUUCGUCACGUCAUUCUAGGAAGCACCAAAAAGAUGGUGCUGAUCUAGGGGAGUCACCUUCUUUAAAACAAAAGAAGAUCAUUAGUGAGAAUGAAUUUGACUUGGCGCGGGUUAAAACAGAACCCAAAGAAUCACAUAAAAAGAAGAAACAUUCCAAAGCUAAAACAUGCUGAUUAUAUGUAACACUAAGCACUUGAAAAUGUGGCCAAUAUCUCCGAUUAUCUUCCUUACUCAGUAAAAUAUAUUCUCACAAUUACUUUGCCGUUUAUUAGUUAAUUAUUUGGGCCUUUCUUUCUAUGCCUCUCACCAACUGAGUUCGAGGUCCGUACUUAGCUCUUAUUAACCGAGCUGGAGGUCUGUAUGGGAGAAUCUUG
Messenger RNA from Orbicella faveolata, 1299 nucleotides. RefSeq lists its product as uncharacterized. Gene Ontology annotation, biological process: transcription by RNA polymerase I. Lineage: Eukaryota; Metazoa; Cnidaria; Anthozoa; Scleractinia; Merulinidae. The record is from RefSeq and is a predicted model, not a curated record.